AUCCGAUGGUAGCUAGGCGAUUAUGUACACUAUACAUGGUUGUUCCGGUCUUUAUGUUUAAGUUCUCUUUAAACAGGUGUCAAUUUCCCUAUAAUUAGCAUAUUUGUAAGUGGAUUAGCAUUUAAGACAUUUAAAAAACAAAAGGUUUACUUUAUACACUCGGAUAUAAUAUCAGUAAGGUACAAUUUGUAUAUAAAUGAAAAACAAACGAAUUGAAUAAAUGGAUGAAAAGCUGCAGUAUUCUUGUUUGUGUUUUUAUUCUUAUUCCAAAAGAGGAUUUAACUAAAUAGAUAAUGACAACUGUGCAAAUGCAACGGGCCGUUUCGGCCGUCAGCCCUGUUGGAACACCGGGAAGGCUUCCAAACCUCCCGGUGAUCGAACAUCCAAUGUCCCGGCUUGGUGACAGAAAUGACUUGGCGGUUCGAGGGUCUUCAACAUACGGUGGUCGGAAUGGUGAACUCACCCCUCGAGGGCUACAAAGAAGCAACACAGACGUUGGGACUAGAAAACGAGAAUUAAAUGAAGCAGGCAAAAAAUCACCAGAUAGAAUUCUUAAUUGGCCCCCAGACAAAAAGACAUUUAGAACUAGACCCAAUCCAGCUGUUGAGCUGACCCCUCCUUUCAAAUACAAGGAAAAGCCGUAUGAAGGUAUCUUACCGGACAUUAACGAGGCAGCAGCAGACUUCGGAGAAGUCCCGGACAAAGUCGACAAGUUCCCAAGAGUUGGACAAAUUCCAAAAUUACCGCCUUUACCAAGCAUUGUAGAACAAGAAGAGUUUUUGAAGGGGCCUGGAAAACCGUUCAUAAAAAGUAAAGAGUAUAAUUACCAGCCACGAACUACACAAGAGUUAAUCGACCUGAUACGAGAUAAGUUUGGUACCGGAUAUUAUGGAAUUCGACACCUGUUUAGAGCCAAUGAUCCUACAGGGAAAGGAGCCGUAUCUAGAGAGGCUUUACAGAAAAUAUUGUAUACGUUGUGUGGUUACAUAACACCUGACCAGUAUACAAAACUCCUCAGAACAAUGCACCUGGAGGGUAAAAGCCUGAUACCAUUUGAAACAUUUGUCCAAUACUUUAAAGACACAGAGGACAAGAAGAACUGGGUGAGUGCCCUACAGGCAGCUAGUAUGCACUCAUCAGAGACUAAUGUACCCGAGGGUUACCUGAGGCGGACAGAUAUGAGAGUCCAUGAUCCUUAUACCUCCAUGCCAUUUUCUGAUGCUAUAUUUAAGGAAAAGUGUAAAUCGAGAAAUUUUGAUGCACACAAGGUGUUUCCUGACUCAGUAUUUGAGACAAAUGGCCUGAUACUACCACCUCAGCUAAGAGAAGCUUAUGCUACCUUAGGCAUUUAUAUGACAGACGAAGAUUUUAACAAACUAUGGCAACGGUAUGAUAAAGAAGGCACAGGAGCGCUACAUACUGAACAGUUCUUCCGUUCUGUCGGCUUAGAUCCUCAAGGGCGACCAAGACAAGCAGCGCCAUACACGCCACGUGGUGCCGCUUAUCCGAAAUCGAGGCAACGGCCUCAUUCUGAAAUUGGUCACACGGAUGGAAUUGAUACCUCAGCUGAACUGCAGAAAAUUUUGAAAAAAGAAGGCGUUGAGGAAUUACCAAAGACUGCGAGGGAUAAGAUUGAAGUGCCAACAGCAAAUGAGGAACCUACCACUACCUCGAAAGAAGCAAAGCCUGGAGAAGACCCUGGGCGAAAGAUAGAAAUCAAAAAGACGCCAAAAGUGGCUCCUAAACUGGACAGUAUUAUUGAUUGCUUACACUAUAAGUUUGAAGAGUCCUAUCAGGCCAUGUUAACAGCAUUCCAACUGUUUGACUUUCUAAAUGAUAGUUAUGUAUCAAAGAUUGACUUCAGACGAGUUCUUUUAGAAUUUGGAUUUUUUAUUUCACCAUCAGAACUUGAUCACUUCCUUAAAAAAAAUGGGAUGCGGGCCAUUAAAGGACAACUUAAUUACCGUGAUUUCUUGAAUAAGUUCCAAAGCAAAUCAUUAAACAGCAUUAUGGCACGAGCGGCAGUUGAUACAACACAUCCGUUCCAUGGUGAAGGUUCAAAAGAUGACCCGACGAUGACGGCCGAUGCACUUGAGGCCCGCUUGCUCGACCAUUUCCAUCAAGAUUUUAUUAAAAUACUCGCUCACUUUAGACAAUGUGAUAAAUACAACAUAGGAGUGGUAACAAAGCACGAGUUCCGAUCUGCAAUUGAGAAAAGACUGGGUUAUGCCAUGACAGAAACGCAAUGGGAAAACUUGAAAAGCAUAGUGGGUGAGGACAAAGACGGUCUGAUUCCUUACACCAAGUUUCUCGAGUUCUUUGAUAUCACACCUGGAUCCUGGAAUAUGAAACAAGAAGGCGGAAUACAGGUGGCACAGAUUCCCACAUGUGACAUGCCGGUACCAGCACAAGUAGAAAUGUUAAAAGAAAGAGCCAAAACUGAAAUGGUUCCUCCUCCACCACCCCCACCAGAUAGUGCUGAAAAUAAGAUACGAUCUAUAGAAGAGGAUAACAGACGAAAAGCAAAAGUGAUUAAAAAGAGACUUGAUGAACUAUUUAAAACCAGGUUCCAUACAUUUGAUAAGCACUUCAAAGCAAUGGAUAGACGAAUGACUGGCCGGAUGAGCAAGUGGCAAUUUGGCGCUCUUUUGAAAAUGUGUGGUUUAGCGUUACAUCCUUUGGAACUUGACAGAGUCUGGGCAACACUGAAUGUAUCUACAGAUGGCAUGUACAGUUAUAGCACACUUAUACAGCAUUUUAUCAACUACAAAGUUCCAUAUGAGCAAAAGGAAACAGUUAUAUAUGAAAAUAUGUUUAAUUUGGACGAGGCUGAGGAGAUUUGGUGUGAUUCUAAAGAAGACACGAAGGAACUUGUAGAAACUGCCCGCCGUAUUCAGAGAGAAAGACGUGAAGAACAGAUGAAGCGCGAUUACAUAGCAAGACAAAAAGCCAGAGAAAACAAUGAAGAAUGGACGCCGGAAAUGCAGACUCCGCGUAUUGGUACAGCGUCUACAACAAUUUCACGCGCUUCCGUUCCAAGCAUACCGGCGUCACGUGCAUCAUUUGCAAGUGUACAAAGUACCCGGACUAAGUCUCUUCUAGUCAAAAUACGUACAGAUGUUGUCAACAACUGGGAAGGAUUGAAGUCCGUGUUCAAAUACAUUGACAGAAAUGGUAGUGCCUCGAUUCCAAUGAAUGAAAUGCGGGAGAUCAUGUCAAGUAUGCAGUUCAGUUUGGACGAAGAGGAGAAGGCGGAGUUAUGUAAAAGAUUUGAUUCGCAGAAAAACGGAAGAUUUAACUACCUUCAGUUUAUGAAAUGUUAUGCACAACGCCCUAAAAAGGAUAAUCAGCCAAAAGCACAGGCCUACAGCAAAUUUAAUCAUCAACUUCAAGCACAGACAUUAAUCAAAGGGAAGCAAAGGAGACCUACAAUUCAAGAAGUUAUUGAAAUUGUUUGUGAGAAGUUGUUCAAGGAACAUCGCACAUUACGACGAGCGUUCAAGAAAUUAGAUCAAGGUCAUAAAGGUUAUCUUAACAUGAAGGACUUCCGGAAGGCCCUCAAAGAAUGUAAUAUCAACUUUACCAAUGAAGACUUCUACCAUUUCCUUACUGAAUUCGAUCACAACAUGGACGGGAAAAUACCAUACGAGAUGUUCUUAAAGACAAUGCUUUCAGUUUAGAUACAGAUUUAUCUACAGUCAAUCCUUUGUCAAAGGUCAUCUGUGAUAAGCGACCAGUUAUCUUAUAAGACUUUACAUAUAUUAUAUAUUUAAAAAAAAUGUUGUAUAUUCUUAUUUAGAAUUUGCCUGUUAUCACAUAAAGAUUUUUAAACAGGGUUGUAAUUACUGACAGGGUUUGACUGUAUUUAGAGGCAUGUCUUAAGAAUGAGACUUGACUGGUUUACUGCCAAAUCACCAUUAUGUAUAAAAGAGUAGAUGUUCACAUACACGUAUAGUGUAUUACAGUACAUGUGAUUAAGAGGCGUGUAUACGUUUUUUCAUUAAGACUUAAAGCAGCAUGCCUCCAGAUUCAUGCUAAUUUUCAUUUAAAAAAUUGAAAAUGCAUUAAAAGGUAAAAUAUUGUGAAGUGAACAAAGAAAUAGUUUACAUAUUGCAAACGGCACUUACAACACAUGUAAAUUACAAAAGAAGAGGUCAAAAUUUGCAAAAAUAAUUAGCCCAUACUGCGUAAGUAAUGUAAAAUAUGGUGAAAAAUACUGCAGAAAAUGUCAUUUGGAAAAUUCUUACGUUUAUCCUGAAUCUUUUUUACUUUUUGUAAAAUCUCAGUACAUUUUUCUCAAGUUUGAAUUUCUUCACUAAUUGUGGCUCAUCUGGAGGCAUGCAACUUAAGGAAAGUAUGUUAGUUAGUUCUUGUGAAUGAGAUAUGAUGUGUGUUUACAUGUCACUUUUCUUGUCUCCACAGAAAACAUGAUCAAAUGGAAAUAUCAUUAACAAAGUGGGCACAUAGUUUUAAAAACUGUUUAUGAAUGUUAUCCAGUUAUUCUAACCGUUUCUAACCGAAGAUUUAAAUUUGAAUAUCUGUCAAAUGGGUCUUUUUUCCAUUACACCUGUUCACGUUUUAAGUAUUAAUUACUACACAUUUAGUAAAAAUCAAAAUAAGUAUGAAAGUCAAAUAAAAUUACGCAAAACCUUUCAAAAAUGGCAUUUAAUUAUUUGUUUGAAAUUGAAAUGUUCACAAAUUGCAUUUAUUUUGCUGUUAAGUUUGAAAGAUACUGUUUCAUUGUUUUGUUUCUUUUUGUAUAGUAGAGUAUGUACAUGUAUCUGAAAAUAUGACAGAAAGAUGAGCUUCAUUUUUAUGUUAACUUUUACCACUAAAUAUCAUAAAUAGGACUUGUCCAUUUUUCAAUCUGGGCAAAACCAUUUAUCAUUUCAGGAGAGAUUAUUAGUAAGAAUGAGAAGUGGAUUUUUAGCUUUUUAUUGUAACAAGUGUAACAGCUAAGAAUGUGCCCAUAACAUUUUCUUUACAAUACAGACGAUGGGACAAUUGCUCACCCUAAUACUUUAAGAUUAUUUCAUAACAUUUUGUCACAUUUUAACUGUUUCAAAUGUUAACUUCUUUCUUUUCAACAUUAAAAGUGUUAGUUGCAACAAAAUUGUUAACUUGCAGUGUAUUUAGGUGAUUAUUUUAAGACUGUGAGAAUAAGGAAAAUUGAUUAGACACAUACAGUGACCUUGGACACAUACCGUGACCUUGGACACACAUAUACAGUGACCUUGAAAAACAAAUGAGGACAACUCUUAUUGUUAUGAUUUCAUAAUUAUUUAUUUUUAUUGUUAAACUGUAAAUGAGUAGUUUAAGUAGAGAACUUUUUAUUACUGUAAAAGAUUAAGAAUAGAUAUUUAUUUUUAUUUGUUUUAUUUAUUAUUUUUUUCAUAUAUUUUGCAUAAUGUAUUAAUAAUCAGUAUUGUUAAAAGUUACCUGGCAUAUUUGGCCAUAAUAUCUCGUUAUUUUUUUUAUUUUAACUCUUCAUGUGUAUUUUAAUGACAUAUAAAGAAACCAUGUAAUGCUUACUACUGACCAUAAAUACAUGUAGAUUAAACCUAAUUCUUCCGGAUUUUGUAAAAAAAAUAAUGGACUCGUCUUUUUUUUAGAUGAAGAGUUCACUAAUAGAUUAAAGGAUUCCUAAUUCUACAAAUGAGUAGCCAAUAUAAGAGUUAAUGUGAGUAAACCGACCAAUCACAAUUCUUAUAAUUACCGUUGUUGCUUAGCGCUGGGAGGGUUUAGUAUGUGGAGAGUUAGAGAUUUAUUUUAUUACAUUCAGUAUAAUAGAAUUGCCAUUUCAAUAAGUAUAUGUGGGAUGCAUUUAACUGACCCAUAUAAGACUUUGUCUUAUGAAAACAAUCUAAAACAAGAACUGUACAAAUUCCUCCAUUUUCACUUAUUAGCUGCACACAUUAAAGCGGAGGAGUUUUAUAUUUAUUUAGCCAAAACGUUUAAGUGUCAUCAUCACUUUAUCAAAUUGACCAGCAUUACCAUAUGUUUAGCAGAGAACUCAGCUUUACUCACUUAAAAUCAAAAUAUAGAACAUAUUGUUCUGUUUAUAAUUUAUUAUAUAUUUAUCAAUGUACAUGAAUUUGUUUCUGCAAAAAUGCAUGUUUAUUAUUCAAAUGUUAUUUUUCCUAUAAAUGAUUAUAUGAGGACAUUAUACUUUGGUUAUACAUGAAGCACUUUCAUAAAUACUGUGAUAAUAUUGUUUUAUGUAACAGAAUUAAAUUAUCUCUUACAACUGGA
This is a messenger RNA of Ruditapes philippinarum (Manila clam), 6252 nucleotides long. Its product is annotated as EF-hand calcium-binding domain-containing protein 6-like. Gene Ontology annotation, molecular function: calcium ion binding. The transcript is spliced from 26 exons. The record is from RefSeq and is a predicted model, not a curated record. Bases 294 to 3680 code for a protein of 1128 amino acids. Lineage: Eukaryota; Metazoa; Mollusca; Bivalvia; Venerida; Veneridae.